Messenger RNA from Cladocopium goreaui, 2673 nucleotides. The record is from the annotation of a GenBank genome assembly. Lineage: Eukaryota; Dinophyceae; Suessiales; Symbiodiniaceae.
AUGGCCGUGCCGUGCUGCCGGCCGAAAGCGGCCGCGAAAACGGCCUGUCGUUCAGCGGAGGGCUGCUGCAGGGGCUGUGGAGUGCUGGAACGAGAUGUAUCUUCUUUGAUCUCACCUACAUGCACGUCCGGUGGCCCAAAGAACUGGGAAGACCUGGGGUGCUUUCUGAAUGCCACCCUUCUCUUGGGCGAAGAGAGCUUCUAUUCAGUGAUGUCGGAGCUGCCAUCCUCUUCUAGCUGCUUGUUGAAUCAUCGUGUGGGCUUUUGCAACCAAGAAGGUGCUAACCUCUUCCACGACACCAACAGAGUUGAGGUGGUUCUGAGUCCAGUGGAAAGUGAAAAGCUGCAACUGGAAUCCCCCAGCGUUUGGACCCUUUGCGUGGUGCUGGUUGUGGCCUUUGCCAACUCGCGCUAUGUCAACAAGAUGAAGGCCUUCAUCGUUUGGCCCUUGGCAUUGCUGGGCUUGCUGCUUUGCACGUUGCAUGCCGCCCGCACAGUGGUUGACCUGGCGAGUUGCGGUGCAACGUCGCGGCAUCAUCCGGUGCACUGGACGCAGAUGGAAGCGCAUUGGGCGGACGCCCAAGUGGCGUUGGGAAAGUCCAGGUUGACUCCCUCCUCUGGUGCACAGCGGGUGGCGGAGUAUUGCUGGGUGCCGCCCCUGCCGAAGCAGGGGAAGAUGACCACCGAGACGGUCUCGGCCGUGGCCGAAGAUGACUUUCAAAGACAAAGUCUGGACAUCAACAUGACACUUUUGGUCCGGGACAUGUGGAUCAGCUUGAUGGACUCGGCCACUUUUCUCCUGGACUUUGACAAUCAAAGCGCUGUGCGCAUCUACUGUGGCAAGGUCUUGCAGAUGCGCGCGGUGUCGCAAUGCCUUCGGUGGAUGAACAACACUGAGCUUGGGAACCGCAUCACUUGCCAGGACACGGCGCAGCCGCAGAUCACGGCUAUGGAACUGGAAGGUUUGAUGGAAGCGGGGUCGGAGCUGUCCGAGCGUCAGCAAAUUUCGCACUUGCUGCAGCUGUCGGAGAAGUGGCAGCUGCGGCUGUUGGAAGCGCGAAACUGUAGGGCCGCCAUCAGUGGCCAUAACUUUGCGCUGCGCCCACCAAGCUUAGGUCCGGACGUGCCCGGUGGUGCAACGGCCUCGAAGCGGCACCUGCUGGCCUUGCUGCAGGGAGUUGAGACACCGCGGCUGCAGCUGGAGGGGCCAGCAGGUUACCUAGAUGAGUUUCCUGCUGCCUACUUGCGGCCCGCAUUCAUAGGCUGCGUGGCGCGCAUCUUCCACGUCUGCGCCGGUCGCAGCGCCUCAGCCACGCUGACGGCCUUCCGCUCCAGUUGUCAGGCUGCCUGUGCGCUGCUGAUGCUUUUGGGGUAUGUCCGGAUGCUUUGCAUUCGCAUCGGCUGCUACCGCUGGUGGGCUGAGUAUUGUCCUGAUACUGAUGCUUCAAAUAGUUUGAGGGAAAAGGUUCAAAAGGCAUUGGAUUUGCUCAGCUCUCGUGUGGGCGUUGGGCUGUUGAUGGCAAGUCUUCUACAGGUAGGCUUUACCGUGCUGGCGAAUGAGCUGGCCGUCAACUGGAUUGCAGAAGGGCAUGGUGUCCGCCUGGCAGAGAUGUUGAAGCUUUAUCCAUUUUCCCUGAUCGAUGUGCUGCUGAUCUUGUCCAUCCGCCUGCAAUUGGCGGUCUUCCUGUUAGCUGUGUGCUACAACAUGCUGCGCCACGUGAAGCUCCGACGGCAGAUCCUGGCGCUGCCGAGGAAUGUGCUCUUUGGGCACGGCAGCAGCGAGGUCCCAGAGUCGUAUUGCGGGCCCGACUUGAAUGACUUGAAGCGCAUGGGCCGCACCAGUUUGGUCUAUGCCAUGUACUUCCCUGGCAUUGUUUUCUGGCAUUUCUUUUACGCAUCCUGGAUCCUGGUCUUGAUGUUCUCUUUCACCUGCGGGUGUUUGGUCAUUGUGAGUCAACCAGCCGAGGUUCGCAGUGUCCACGCGCAACGCAUUUGGCCCGUGCUGACCUAUGCCAGCUUUCUCUGCUCAGUCCUUCUGGCACACUUUGUGACCCGACUCUUUACACAGCGUUGCUUGCUGAACCAACAUGGGGAAGGAGUCCAAAUCAGAUGUCUUUGCCUAUUCUCCUGGUAUGAGGUGAUGCUUUUCCUUCUGUCCUUUGCAGUUGGGCCCACUGCGGCGCUCUGGGACUACUUCAAAGGUUUCUUAUGCACCGUCCUGGCAUCUUUGAUCAUCGAAAAACCAAACUUCACUCAGUUCGGCGAGCUGGCGGACUAUGUCUACUGCACCUACUGUGCUGCCCUCUUGUUGGAGCGUAUGGACCGGGACCGAAAGGACGACUCGCCACGUCAUCACUUCGAGGCCCAGUUGGAAACGUGUCAGGAUUUGCAGCGAAACUGCGACCGCUGGGACUCGAAGGCUGAGCCUUCUCUGUUGGAUCAGAGCUACGAGUCCAAGUCAGUCUGUUUCCGCCGGACAGCGGCAUUUUGGUUGUUGUUCCUGGGGCUGCCACUAUUAGCAGCUGCCACGGUGGACCGGAGCAGCUUCGCUUUGGGUUAUUCUUGCCCAACAUUUCUGCAGACCAUCCUGCCAAUCAGAAGAUGCAGCCUGCCAGAGACAAAGAGGAUCGAGCGCCUGCAGCCACAAGCUGCUAUGCCCUGCUUGACCUGGUAG